CCUCCUGGGUCUGACAAGGUUCCCUCUACACAGCUGGGUCAGCUUUACCUCAGAGGGAGGAAGACUUUGCUGCCCAUGCACAGGUCUCUGGGGACAGAUGGAGGCUGUAGGUUACUCUAUGUGCAGGAUAUGGCUGCUUUUCUUGCUGUUCUGGCUGGGACAAGGGAGGCAGAUGGCUCCCCCAGGUUUUGUAGAGAGCAGUUGCCACUCUAGGAUUUUUUGGAUGAAACUGAAUAAAGUCUUGCUCCAGGGAAAGUUCUUCCAGCUUGAAAUUAAUGAUCCUUAUGCUGGCCCCCUUUUGCUGGACGAGAAACUAGCAUCUCGCUGUGGCUAUGUCCUGUCAGAAGAUGUGUGGGGCAACCCCGUCUUCCGUGCAUCGGUGCUUGGUUGCCACGUGGCCAAUGAGGCAGAUGAGCUGUUUUCACUGACUGUGAACAUCAAGGUCUCCUCAUUUCUGAGCAUGAGGGCAGCUGUGACCUACACCUACCCUAUGUACUGUUCCUAUUCCUCCUGGGCUUCAAGAGAAAUCAUGUGUGAAGAAAACUACAUGGAGGUGUCAGUGAAGACUGAUGUCCCUGCAAUUUCAAAUGACUACACCGUAGCAUGGAUGUCGGCACUGCCAGAGACUCAAAAUGUUGCAUACCAGCUAUGGCAACUGAUGUUUGUUUCUCCAUCAGGGAGAAAGAGAAUAACGGUAAGCGAUGCAGCAAAACUGGGCUACAGCUUUAAUAACACACUGUCCCGAGUGUACCUCCGUGCGCCCUAUCACAGCAACGAGUCUGACAUCAGCGUGGUUAGUGGUGUCAAUAUGAACAUGGUCACUUCCACUUCCAUGUACAGGCAGCGGUGGCUGCUUUUGCUGAUUGACACCACUGUCUCCUGUCCUGUUGAUGGCAUCAGUUUCACUGACACUGCGCUAACAUGGACUGUGCCAAGUGUUAUCCCCACAUUAGUGGUUCAAGAAUCCACCUUUCUGUCUAAAAACAUUUUAAUGGGAGUUGAUGAUCAGGUCAUAGUAAACCCAGAGGAGAAGAACUACUUACUGGAGCACAACGAGACGCUCAUCAGAAUAACUAUCCCUAUUGGAGCAGAAGGAGGAAAGCUAAAGAGCUCCAUAUCUGGUGGUGUAUAUGGAAUCAUUUACAGUAUUGACUUGUUUUUGGAGCACACGUGGACAGAUACAGAUUGGCAAACCACAAAGUAUACGGUCAUCAAAUCCAUCACCACACCUUUCAUGCCACAAAUACCAACUGUUAUCAACAACACCCUGCCAGAGGAAAGGCUAUUUAAUGUUGCAUUUGGACACUUUCUUCCCGAUGUCUCUCUAGUGGCAAUUGUAAUAGGAAAUGUGCCAUUUACCCUGCGGGAAGCACAGCACCAAGGGUUUAAAAUUUAUGAAACUCCCUUUUCUAAUAGAACAAAAGGAUUUAUCCUGGAAGUCUCUUUUGAUGAUCCAUAUGUUCUAAAGGAGUAUGUGAACAGAAAUGAAACAAAAUAUACCCUCCUCAUCAACUACACUCUAAACGUGGGUCUGGAGAUGACACUCUAUUAUCACGCAGCAGAGGUGGAGUGUGUGAUUGCUGAUAUCGAACUACCAGAAGCAGUUGGUUACUGUGAUGAAGAAAACAUGUAUCUAGCCAUUCCUACUUUUGGCUUGCAUCAGUACUGGAACCUGUACCUUGGUAAUAAGCUCCUGAACCGGCAUGUUGCACUUACCAACGGGUAUCUCGCAGUUACCAAUUCUACACACCUCAUCUUGCAAAUACCUCUGUUUGCUGCAGGAGUUAUCUACGAGGAAGUCUCCUUUCAGAAAAUUAAAGCAAGGUUUGAUGUUGACCUAAAGAAAGUGAGAACUAUGGACACCUUACAGAUGUUCUCCAUUAGAUGCAGUUUCAAUUCUUCAGAGUUUAUAGUAUGCCAGCCAGAUGGUACCAUAAUGAUAUCUGCUCAAAUGAAGACAGUUCCUGUCAUUGAUAUGAGUAAAACCAAACUAAGGGAUAGCUCUUGCAAGCCUAGAGAGCAUGAUGAACGACAUGCCUUCUUCAAGUUCCAUGUCACUACCUGUGGCACUUCAGCAAGGUUUGAAGGUGAUCACAUUAUUUAUGAAAAUGAAAUCUCUUAUGAGAAAGAGACUCUCCCAGAACAGAGAACACCAACAAUCACAAGAGAUCCAGACUACAGACUAACAGUCUUGUGCUACUAUCGAGCAAAAGAGACCAUAGUGCUAGGUGCCUUUGCUAGUGAUCCAUCCACAUCACCUCCCUUUGGCUCUGGUACAAUGGUACCAAGAUCAAAUAUUGCAGUACACAGAAGGACAAGACAAGCCCUGAAUGUAGUUUCAAGAGUGUCCAAAGAUGAAUCUUUCAUGGAAUUCUAUGAGCCAAACAUGGCAAUACUCAAGCAACAUGUGGAGCCUGUGUUUCUCGAGGUGGAGCUGAAAGACAAGAGCCCCGACACCGAGUUAUACCUGGAAAACUGCUGGGUAACUGGGUCUCCAGACUCCAACAGCAGCCCAAGAUGGAACAUCACUGUGGACGGGCAAGUAGCUAUUGAAUGACCAAAACGCUCAUCAGCAAAGCCCUAAUUUCUUUUUGAUCUGUUGAUUCAUUCUCUCAAACAGGUAUGAGAUUAAUGGCAGUGAAUAUGCUGCAGAGUUCUGUCCAGUAGCAGUUAGCCCCAGGGUAAGACACCCUUCUCAUUUCAAAAGACUAGCAGUAAGGACCCUGACUCAUCAACUGGAACAGGUGUAUGUGCACUGUUUGGUGGCAGCAUGCUCUCCUACCAACACGCUACCUGGCAGCCACUGCAGAGGACAGCUCAGCUCAAGCAGGAAGAGGAAGGCCUUUCCAGGUCGCUCUGCAGCCAGCCUCCAGGGCUACGUACUUGCUGGACCAGUCUGGAUUGUCAAUCUAGAUCUAAGAUGAUGCAUGUAAACUGAAUUUGUACCUGAAGGCUUUGCUGUGCUGCUGCUUUCCAAACAGUGCCACUAGGCAUGGGAGCUACCUCUUUCAGUGGCCACCACAACUAUCUUGAAGUGAAAAGGCCAGACAGUGGGACUCAGAACACCACCACAACACUGGAAAGUGCUAGGGUCUGCUAACAGAAUAAGUAGUUAUAACCUGUUGCCUCUCUGAAGUGGCUACAAAACAAAACUUAUCAGAAAAUACCCCAACACUGAAAAAUAAUAUUUCUUGUUUCUUCUAGUGGUUGAAAUAUGGACUUGCAGAUCAUGAAAUUUAUUCCAACCCUGAUUACAAUGUUUCUUGUAAUAUUUCAUAAAGUGACUGCCAAUCCUUUCAUGUAAAUGUAAAGCGCAAACCUGAAAAGUCAAAUAAAAAUAUGUACAAAGUAAUACAA
Messenger RNA from Neopsephotus bourkii (Bourke's parrot), 3357 nucleotides. RefSeq lists its product as uncharacterized. NCBI's taxonomy places the organism in Eukaryota, Metazoa, Chordata, Aves, Psittaciformes, Psittacidae. The record is from RefSeq and is a predicted model, not a curated record. The coding region runs from base 98 to 2557 and encodes 819 amino acids. The transcript has 22 exons.